Dichomitus squalens LYAD-421 SS1 is the source of this 1077-nucleotide messenger RNA. RefSeq lists its product as uncharacterized. The transcript is spliced from 4 exons. Gene Ontology annotation, molecular function: catalytic activity. NCBI's taxonomy places the organism in Eukaryota, Fungi, Basidiomycota, Agaricomycetes, Polyporales, Polyporaceae. The coding region runs from base 66 to 482 and encodes 138 amino acids. The record is from RefSeq and is a predicted model, not a curated record.
GCGCAUAUCGCCAUCAUAUCUCGCCCCAAGCAUUUGUAUCGUCUUUCCUCAACAUACAAACCGCCAUGAACAAGACUCAGUUUUAUCUGUCGCAGUGUGCCGAGGCCGCGUCAAAGAGCCCUAUGUGCUUUACCCUAGGUGCCGUGAUGGUCAAGGGAGGCAAGGUCAUAUCCUCCGGGUACAACCAUCACAGGCCUCACUAUGACGGCGCGGAGGUCAGGACGCACGGGCAUCGCAAGCCCGUGUCGAUGCACGCGGAGAUGCACGCCAUCUUCAGCUUGACUGGCAUGUCCCCGUCGUUCAAGACGCAGGUUCAAGGCAUGGAGCGUCGGGUUUCACCGGCUACACCACCAGAAUCACAUACAACAAAAGGGCCAAAAGGGCUUGCGGGCCCUGAGGCAUCUUUCUCCGGGCCCGCCGUCACUACCACCAUCGAGCUCGAGCUCGAGUAUGACUCAGACGACCGCGCUUGGUGGCUCUAAGCUACUUAAGCGCAAGAGUAGGCGCAGACAGCGCAACUCAAAUCAGGCUCCGUCGUCGCUGUCGCGGAGGGGAUCCAGUAGCAGUUCCAGUAGCGUGGCGGAGACUAGCAGCAGUGAGAGUCACGCUUCUUCGUCCCGGCAUGCACGCGCACCCCCGUCCGCCGCAGAUUGUGGCAUGUCGACAAACGGCACGACCGCGACUCGUCUCAAGGACGGCGACAGGGGUUGGGAUGCUCGCCGCCGCGACCCUCGGGCGAACGGCGCGGACAUUUAUGUCGCGCGCUUCACGAAGAACGGCAUGGGCAGCGCGAAGCCAUGUUGGCGGUGUUUAGAGUGGUGCAGGUGGGCUGGCGUAAAGCGCAUAUUCCAUUGGAAUGCGGAAGAGAAUCGCUUCGAGGUCGUAAAGGUAAACAAUGCCGAGAGUGGACAGUACGAGACGCAUGCCGACAUACGUCUCUUUGCCGGACUGGGUUGGUAGUGCGACGGACUACUUGUAACGAUAGUCAUUCCCUCCUAUAUCCAUCCCUCUUUGUGUCUUUGGCCUUCCUGCUGCGGCGUAGGCUCGCCCUUUGCCUCGGUACAAAUUUCUACCCCG